This is a messenger RNA of Saimiri boliviensis boliviensis (Bolivian squirrel monkey), 2204 nucleotides long. NCBI's taxonomy places the organism in Eukaryota, Metazoa, Chordata, Mammalia, Primates, Cebidae. The record is from RefSeq and is a predicted model, not a curated record.
AUUUCAAGUACUUGUAAUUUGUUUCCUUAUUUCUUUGAGCCGUAGACUUCCUAUGCAUCUAGAGAUGUCAUAUAGUUGAUUAGAAAGUGGAGUUCAGUGGGUGCAGACCGGCAAGAUCAUAUUCUUCCUCCUGUCCACGAUGUAUCGGACAGUAGGAUUUGGCACCCGAAGUAGAAAUCUGAAGCCAUGGAUGAUUGCCCUUCUCAUUGUGUUGUCCCUGACAGUGGUGGCAGUGACCAUAGGUCUUCUGGUUCACUUCCUAGUAUUUGACCAAAAAAUGGAGUACUAUCGUGGCUCCUUUAAAAUUUUAGUUCCACAAAUCAAUAGCAAUUUUGGACAAAGCAACAUAUACCAACCUAAGGACUUACGAGAGACGACUGAAAAUUUGGUGGAUGAGAUAUUUAUAAAUUCUGCCUUGAAGAAGCACUAUAUCAAGAACCAAGUAGUCAGACUGACUCCAGAGGAAGAUGGUGUGAAAGCAGAUAUCAUUAUGGUGUUCCAGUUUCCUUCUACUGAGCAAAGAGCAGUAAAAGAGAAUAAAAUCCAAAGCAUCUUAAAUCAGAAGAUAAGGAAUUUAAGAGCCUUGCCAAUAAAUGUCUCAUCAGUUCAUGUUAAUGCAAUGAGCUCAUCAGCAGGGGAGUCAACUGUCCAAGCAAGUUGUGGUAAACGAGUUGUUCCAUUAAAAGUCAACAGAAUAGCAACUGGAGAUAUUGCACCCAAGGCAGCCUGGCCUUGGCAAGCUUCUCUUCAGUAUGAUAACAUCCAUCAGUGUGGGGCCACCUUGAUUAGUAAUACAUGGCUUGUCACUGCAGCACACUGCUUUCAGAAGUAUAAAAAUCCAUAUCAAUGGACUGUUAGUUUUGGAACAAAAAUUAACCCUCCCUUAACAAAAAGAAAUGUCAAAAGAUUUAUUAUCCAUGAGAAGUACCGCUCCGCAGCAAGAGAGUACGACAUUGCUGUUGUGCAGAUCUCUUCCAGAGUCACCUUUUCGGAUGACAUACGCCGGAUUUGUUUGCCAGAAGCCUCUGCAUACUUCCAACCAAAUUUGACUGUCUAUAUCACAGGAUUUGGAGCACUUUACUAUGGUGGGCAAUCCCAAAAUGAUCUUCGAGAAGCCAAAGUGAAAAUCAUAGGUGAUGAUGUCUGUAAGCAACCACAGGUGUAUGGCAAUGAUAUAAAACCUGGAAUGUUCUGUGCUGGAUACAUGGAAGGAAUUUAUGAUGCCUGCAGGGGUGAUUCUGGGGGACCUUUAGUCACAAGAGAUCUGAGAGAUACCUGGUAUCUUAUUGGAAUUGUGAGCUGGGGAGAUAACUGUGGUCAAAAGGACAAGCCUGGAGUCUACACCCAAGUGACUUAUUAUCGAAACUGGAUUGCUUCAAAAACAGGCCUCUAAUUCACCAUAAAAGUUAAAACAAGGAGAGCUGUAUGCAGGUCAUAUAUGCAUGAGAAUCCAACUAUUUAGUGGGUGUAGUACAACAAUGUGAUAUUAAAUUACUGGAUCUGGCAACAUGAAACACAACAUAACUUAUUUAGAAUCACUUUAAUCAACCAAUAAUCCUUAGACAAUUUAUAAGGAACUUUUAUUUGUAAAGUAAUGGAUCUGUUUAGCCUGGUUUGAAAAAUACAGUAGAGAUACUUAGCUCUUUAAAUCACAAAUGUUGAAGCACAAAUGAGACUCAAUACAAAUUUUUGAAGAUAGUUCAUGAGAUUUUUAGAAUGUCUUUGUCAAGGGUCUCCUUUUAACUGAGAAACUUUUUGAACUGACAAAGAGUUCAAGAAACCCUUGCAUAAUUCCCUACAUUUCUCUAGACCUCACAAAUGCUUUUUUUCCCCUUAUUCAAUCAGAUUUUCCAAAGCACUUUUCCAUCAUAAGAAAUGAAUUUUCUACUUCUAAACCCAUUUGAGGAAUACCAAUAAAAGAAAGUCAUAUGUAGGAAAUGAAGUCUGAUUGUAAAACAAGCCAGAGAUUUUCUAACCUUUUUUUAGUUAUAAAACCUCUAAUUUUUGGUGACUUUUCUAUACAUACAUGCACACACACACACACACACACACACACACACACACAUAGAUUUCCUAUCCUACAGAUAUAACCAGAAAAAUCCUGAUUAAUACAGAAUAUGCAUAGUGAUUAAUUAAUCAAAACUAUGUAUUUGUUAAAAAUUUGGGGGAAGGUGAUGGUAAUUUCAUGAGUAGUGUCAAAACAC